Messenger RNA from Daldinia childiae, 1233 nucleotides. Its product is annotated as 3-methylitaconate isomerase. The transcript has a single exon. The record is from RefSeq and is a predicted model, not a curated record. Bases 1 to 1233 code for a protein of 410 amino acids. Lineage: Eukaryota; Fungi; Ascomycota; Sordariomycetes; Xylariales; Hypoxylaceae.
AUGAGACGCCUAGCUUAUACAAACCAGGCGCUUCGCCGGACAGUUUGCUCAACUCAUACCAAGAGCCUCAACGGGAUAAAAUACGUAUCCACCACCACAAUGAGUCCUAGCCGUAGUUUUCCGGCCCUGUUCGUCCGAGGCGGGACAUCUAACGGCCUAAUCGUCCAGCGUCAACAUCUUCCGUUGCAGGAUCAAUGGCACACGGUCCUCCCCGCGGCUAUGGGCGCACCGGAUCCGUACGGUAGACAGUUAAAUGGGAUGGGCGGGGGCAUAUCGUCGACGUCGAAGAUAUGCGUUUUAGCGCCGUCGACGCGGCCCGAUGCCGAUGUGGAGUUUACGUUUGUGCAGGUUGGGAUUGGGGAUGGGAAGCUGGAUCUUGCGGGUAAUUGUGGCAAUAUGUCGUCGGCGGUUGGGCCGGUGGCUUGGGAUGAGGGGUUGGUUGGGGAGCGGGGGGAGAAAGUUAUGGAGGGGGAGGGAGGGUGUAUGGAGGCGAUGGUCAGAGUGUUUAAUACGAAUACUUCCAAGAUCAUACAUUCGCGAUUUAGAGUUGCUGGGGAUCCGCCGUUAUACUACCCCGAGGGCGAUUAUGAGAUGGACGGUGUUCCGGGGACGCAGUCUAGAAUUACCCUAAGUUUCCUAGAUCCUUCUGGGGCGAAGACGGGGAAGGCAUUGCCGACGGGGAAUGUGGUUGAUACAUUGACACUGCCGGAUGGAAGUGCUAUUGAGGCUUCGUUGGUUGAUGUAUCGAAUCCGGGAGUGUUCGUCCGAAUAGAUGAUCUAGGAAUUAAAGAUGCCAACCCGGAUACUUUCACCCCUCAAGUAGUUGAGUCUGACCCGAUACUCAAAGCUAGGUUAGAGGCCAUCAGACAAGCCGGCGCAGCAAAGAUGGGACUAGAUCCAAAAACAGAAAGCGUGCCUAAGAUCAUCCUCCUCUUCUCGGACUUAGGCUCGGCGGAUGUCGAUAUCAGAUGUUUAGCAUUGUCGAUGGGUCAGGCGCAUAAGGCUGUACCCUUAACGCUGGCUUUAUGUUUAGGAGCUGCUGCGAAUAUGCCUGGGACUCUGCCCGCACAGGUCCGUAGGACAAAAGGAAAGAAAAGUAACCUUGGGCCGGUUGUUAUUGGGCAUCCUAGUGGAACGGUCGAGAUCGGGACAACGACAGAGAAUGGCCGGAUCAUCUCGGCGGAUUUGCUUCGUACUGCGAGAGUUCUUAUGAAGGGACAGGUUUAUUAUUAA